This is a messenger RNA of Scedosporium apiospermum, 1908 nucleotides long. RefSeq names its product Peroxisomal targeting signal receptor. Lineage: Eukaryota; Fungi; Ascomycota; Sordariomycetes; Microascales; Microascaceae. The record is from RefSeq and is a predicted model, not a curated record. Gene Ontology annotation, biological process: protein import into peroxisome matrix, docking. Gene Ontology annotation, molecular function: protein binding. The transcript has 2 exons. Gene Ontology annotation, cellular component: peroxisomal membrane; cytosol. Bases 1 to 1908 code for a protein of 635 amino acids.
AUGUCCUUCCUCGGUGGCGGAGCCGAGUGCUCCACGGCCGGCAACCCGCUGAGCCAGAUGAAGAGCCACAUGCAAGAUGACAAGUCUCUGCAGCGCGAUCGUAUGGGCGCGCGAGGCCCAGCCAGUGCCGCGGGCGGCUUCCGGACGGCAAACCCCGUGGCUCCCCAGGACGAGAUGAUGAACGGGUUUCUUAACCAGACACCCGGCCUCCAGCAGCAGAACGGUCCCCUGAUCGACACGGCGCACGGCGUCCACCUCCGCGCGAGCUCUGCCUCCCCGACCUGGGGCCACGCCGGCUUCGCCCACAGCCAGCCGGAUCUGCUUCGGCCCCAACAUAAUGCCAGCCCCUUCAACGCGCAAGAGUUCGCCCGCUUCAACGCCGCCAUGAACCCCGGCGUAUCGUCCUCGUCCAUGACGAGCGCCGUGCCCGCCCCGACUAUGCAGCAGCAGCAACCCCACCUCUUCGGAGGCAGCAUGGGCAUGGCGAGAGCCUUCCCCAUGAUGGGACACAGCGGGAUGCAGUACAUGGGUCAGCACACACCUUUACAACAACAGCAGCAGGCUCCCGACGUGAAGGGCAAGGGCAAAGUAGUAGAGCUGGACGACGAAAAGUGGCAGGAGGAGUUCGACCGCAUGGCACUGCUCGACUCCCAGCAAGCCGAGGUUCCAAAGGAAGAGGCCGCGACGAGCCAGACGGCCGACGGCGGCGUCCAGUCCGAGACGCUAGACGGCGAUUUCGAGUCCAUAUGGCGGGGCAUACAGGCCGAGAACGCCACGGCGAAAUCCAUGACCGACGGCGAGGAGCAGAUCGACUGGGCCAACUACGACUUCACCGGCUUCGACGACUGGAGCCGCGAGAUGCCCCGCCUGCCCGAGGAGUACCUCUUUGAGGAAGAGAACCUGUUCAAGGACGGCAACAACGCCUUCGAGACCGGCGUCCGGAUCAUGAAGGAGGGCGGGAACCUCUCGCUCGCCGCCCUCGCCUUCGAGGCCGCCGUGCAGCAGAACCCGGACCACGUCGAGGCCUGGGUGUAUCUCGGCACCUCCCAGGCCCAGAACGAGAAGGAGACGGCCGCCAUCCGCGCGCUGGAGCAGGCUGUCAGGCUGGACCCGGAUAACCUCGAAGCUCUCAUGGGGCUCGCCGUGUCGUACACCAACGAGGGCUACGACGCCCGUGCGUACAGGACGCUCGAGCGCUGGCUUUCGGCCAAGUACCCGCAGAUCAUCCCGCCCGACAAGCUGCACCCACCCGCCGAGGUUGGCUUCACCGAAAAGGCCCAGCUCCACCAAUCCGUCACCGACAACUUCAUCAAGGCGGCGCAGCUGGGCCCCGGAGGCGAGCACAUGGACCCGGACGUGCAGGUCGGCCUCGGCGUUCUCUUCUACGGCAUGGAAGAAUACGAUAAGGCCGUCGACUGCUUUAAGGCUGCGCUCGACUCGGCCGAGAUCGGCACGUCGACGCAGCGCGAGCAGGUCCACCUCCUCUGGAACCGCCUGGGCGCCACCCUCGCCAACAGCGGCUCGCCCGAGGAGGCCAUCGGCGCGUACCAAAAGGCCCUGACCCUCCAGCCCAACUUCGUGCGCGCCCGGUACAACCUCGGCGUCAGCUGCAUCAGCAUCGGGUGCCCCGAGGAGGCGGCGCAGCACUUCCUCAAGGCCCUCGAGAUGCACAAGUCCAUCGAGAAGGAAGGCCGCGCGCAGGCUUUCGAGAUCCUUGGCGGUGGCGCGGGAGGUGGUUCGAGGGCCGGGCUGGGCGAGCAGUUGGAUCGGAUGAGCGGGCAGAAUAGGAGCACGACGUUGUAUGAUACGUUGAGGAGGGUGUUUACGCAGAUGGGGAGGAGGGAUUUGGCGGAGAAGACGGUCGUUGGGGUCGAUCCUGAGAUUUUCAGGAAGGACUUUGACUUUUAG